Messenger RNA from Hippocampus zosterae (dwarf seahorse), 1867 nucleotides. RefSeq lists its product as uncharacterized. The record is from RefSeq and is a predicted model, not a curated record. The transcript is spliced from 5 exons. Bases 248 to 982 code for a protein of 244 amino acids. NCBI's taxonomy places the organism in Eukaryota, Metazoa, Chordata, Actinopteri, Syngnathiformes, Syngnathidae. Gene Ontology annotation, molecular function: peroxiredoxin activity.
GCCCCUGUGUGUGACAAGGAAGUGUGAAACGGCAGGCGUACCCAUAACACGGUACUGCGAUUGGUUAGAUUGACUCUUGAAAAAAAUUGAAAACAAGUUAUGGAAUGACAAGGAUAUUGCAUCGAUAUAUUUAUAUUUAUCAACUGAAAUUAUCGAGUAGCGAUAGACUGGAAAGUUGCUUUCGAAACCGUAGCUGUCUUUGUCAACCCUCCUUCUAUUUGCUACGUAGAAAUAAAAACGGGAUCUAAUGGCUAGUAUGUUUGUGCGGAGGUUCUUUCUGGUUGCCACUGACAUUAAAUCUCCGCGGUUGGCCUGUCUGAUUAAGAGCAAACGAGUGCAGAAGACUGCCGCCCGGGCAAGACCUUUCUCCAGUGAUCCUCCGGAAAGAAUCAGCCGCUAUCCAAUUCCUUACAAGAAAGAUUUGCCAUACGACAUAGUGGAACUUAUGGAGGAAGUAGAGUCCAAGGGAGGUUUCUUACCAAACGUCUUCAAAGUCCUCUCUCACAGACCCGCAGAGUUUCGAGCCUUCUUCUCUUACUACAAUGAACUCAUGAGCAAGGAAACAGGUGGACUAACCAAGGCAGAUCGUGAGCUAAUCGUGGUGGCCACCAGCAUCCAUAAUAAGUGUCUUUACUGUGUGGUUUCCCACAGUGCACUUCACCGCAUCUAUUCAAAGAACGCUACUCUCUCAGACCAGGUGGUGGUCAACUAUGAGAAUGCAGAGCUCCAACCACGAGAACGAGCCAUGUUGGACUUUGCCAUGGCUGUGUGCCGCGCAGACACCAUCACUGAGCAGCACUUCAAGUCCUUAGAGGAAGUGGGCUUUGACAGCGAGGACGCCUGGGAUAUCGCUGCCAUCGCAGCCUUCUUCGCCAUGUCUAACCGACUCGCCCACCUCACUGACAUGCGGCCAAACAAGGAGUUUUACAACAUGGGCCGCAUCCCGCGGGACAAGAGCAAAGACAAAGAGGGCAGCAAUUGAUUUACCAGACAAGUUUGAUUUAGGAUAAAAUAUUAUGAUUUACUGACUUAUAUGUAAAUCAGUCAAGGCUAUGAUCCAUACUUGUACAUACAGUUGUGAAAUGAUCACUUUUGGCUGUCAUUGUUUGGGAUGACAUUUUUAAAAAUGUUUUGUGUAUUAUUUAUGUAGUUAUGCAGACGGUCUAACAAAGGCUCUUUAGGCAGAGCUCUGCCUAAAAAAACAUUUGAAAUGUGUAGUAUGCAUUUAUUUUAAAAUAUUUUUCCAGGGAACUGUGCUGUUCAUGGGCAGCCCAGUAGUCGAGUGGUUCGCUCGUCGACUUCACAGUGCAGAGGUAACGGGUUGAAUUCCAGCUCCGGCCUUCCUGUGUGGAAUUUGCAUGUUCUCCCCGUGCUCACGUGGGGUUUCUCCGGGUCCUCCGGUUUCCUCCCACAUUCCAAAAACAUGCAUGGCGGGCUGAUUGAACACUCCAAAUUGUCUCUCGGUGUAAGUGUGUGCGCGAAUGGUUGUUUGUUUCGGUGUGCCCUGCUAUUGGCUGGCAACCGGUUUAGGGUGUCCCCCGCCCAGCCUGAAGACAGCUAGAGUGGGCCCCAGAUCCUAGUGAAGAUAAAUGAAUUCGGAAAAUGAAUGAAUGUGCUGUUCAUAAACUACAGAUGUUUCCUUGUCGCUGUUAUGUACAGUACAGUAUGUAGUUUAUUUUUCAUUAACACUAGAUGGCACCAGAACGCCACAUUAUUGGAGUGAUAACCAUUUUAAAGCGCAAAAUUAAUUGCCAUUUUUCUCUUCAAAAUGGCAAUUAAAAAUGUAUAUAAAAAGACAUGAUAUUAAAUCCCACUCCACCUCUGUGACAAAAUUUCCUGUAUUUGAAACAGAUUCUUUCAAACAUCA